Syngnathoides biaculeatus (alligator pipefish) is the source of this 4824-nucleotide messenger RNA. RefSeq names its product F-box/LRR-repeat protein 12-like. Bases 125 to 1309 code for a protein of 394 amino acids. The transcript has 3 exons. Lineage: Eukaryota; Metazoa; Chordata; Actinopteri; Syngnathiformes; Syngnathidae. Gene Ontology annotation, molecular function: protein binding. The record is from RefSeq and is a predicted model, not a curated record.
ACUGUCAACCAUUUGACGUUUCUGGGGGAGUGUUGAUGAGGGCGCACCUGGUGUGCUUGGACAUAGUAGUCCGUGCUAAAAAAAGAAAGAAGUAUACGUUAUACUAAAUAGUUUUGUUUACAGAAUGGAUGAAUUUACAACGUGUAACCUCGACUACCUUCCAGAAAACAUUUUAAUUGACGUUCUAUCAUAUUUGAGCGUGCGCGAGCUUGUCAAAGCUGGGAGAGUGUGUAAGAGAUGGAGACGUCUUGUAAAGGAUCAGAAACUGUGGAGACUUGUCGACUUGACUGCGUGGAAAGGGAUGACAUCCCGUAUACUGUGGGUCCUUCUGCGCCAGUACCUCGGCGGCGGACUAAGAUGCUUACGCUUGCGCGGUUUGCUCCUCUCUGUCCGAGGUGGCACCUUCCUCUCUGAGGCUUGGCUCAAAGCUUUGUCCACAAAAUGCCCUCGCCUGAGCAAGCUAUACCUUCUGCACGCGGACUUGAGAAGCCUCCCCAGUUGCCAGCUCCUGCCGCCAUCCUUGAAGGUGCUGGAGCUGCAAGGUUGUGAGCUGCCUCAGGGCUUCUUCAACCAGGACCUGCCUGCUUCGUCUCAAGAGAGGCCGCAGGCAACUUCCGCUGUUAAACAGAAAGGACCAAGAGGCGGUGCAUAUUCUGGGAUUUCUAUUGAAUGUUUAAUCCUCAACAAUGUUCCCUCUUUCAAGGACCAGCACCUGCAGAGUCUGACAUCAUGGGAGAGGCUCAGUCGACUGGAGUUGUGCGACACGUUUCGUGUGACUGCAAACGGGCUCAGAGGCUGUGCAGCCAAGGAAGGGCUCUGUGGCUUGGAAGGUCUGUUCCGGCUUAAGUUUCUGGAAAUGAGUGUCACCACACGGCAGGGAUACCAGAGGCCGAUGGCCUCCUCAGGGUUAGGAUCAGGAUGGCUUGGACUAGAGGAGCUGAGUCUUGGCGGCAAGGAGGUAGUACCCGGAUUCCUCUGCGCCAGCCACCUGAAGGACCUGAAGCGCCUCUACCUGAAGGCCUGCACUCUCGGCGAGAUGCAGAUCGUACACAACUGCACGAUGCUCCGCCGUCUCCCCAGUUUCCACAGACUAGAGUUUUUAGAUGUGGUCUUCCAGCCGCGCCUGUGCCCACCUGAGGGAGAGGGCCACGGUGGGGGGGAACAGGAUGGUGAGGAGGAGGCCGCGGGCGGUGACAACGAGAGCAAACCGGAUAAACUUAUUCGAAAUCUCAGUCGGUCACUGGCUGUCGUCCUGCCGUGCUGCACGCUGGCCUUCAGAAAUUGCUCUGUUCAAAUCAAUCCAGAUUAAGUGAAGGAUCCAAUUUAACAAACAAAUUACAGCACUGCUCCUUGUACGUAAAUGUAGAACCAAAGUUUUGGAAGAUUAAAUUAGAGAAAGGUAAUUGGGUACCUGGAAAAUACCAGUACUUAACCACAUUGUCUCCAGUUCACAGUUUCAUGACAAGUCUUAGGGGAAAUUAUUCUGAUGCGUUUUUUUCUGUAUAAAGCAGAGGUUGAGAACCUACAGCCCAUCGGUCAUAUUGUAUCAGGCCAAUGAGAAUGUUUGCCCUUGCCUGCCACCAAGUUGAAAAAGUAACUCAAAUGUCCUAAAACAUUUGGCUCAAAAUGUUAAAAUACAGCGGUGCCUUGAGAUAGAAGAUUCAUUUGUUCUGUUACCACAUUUGUGAAUCUCAAACCAUCUUUUCCCAUUGAAAUGAGCAGAAGCCCCAUUCAUCUGUUCCAGGCUCCCCAAAAGUUGUUGUAAUGUGUUGUACUGUAUUUUAAUGAGGGGAAAUAGCUUGUGUUUUAUAAAAAAAAUACAGUGAUGACAUGUUCAUAUAGAAUUACAAAUAUUUCAACAUUUUGUGGCCAUGAUGCUGUUCUUUCAGUUGUGGCUGCCCUUUGGUGUGCCUUCAGUGUUUUUAAACUUCACCACCUAAACCCAAAAAUGUAGCUUUAUGUCUUUUAUCGGUUCUGUUGUCUUUAUUGUUUUUAUGUUUUUUUUUUGUGUGUACUGUCAACAACAGGUGUGUUAUGUCACUCACUGGUGGAUUAGGCCUGAGAGGAAUUUUAAUGGCCAUAAAAAUGCACACUAGAUGGCAGAAAUACUUUAUCAACUUCAAAGUUUUGGUAUAAUUUACCCAUGUUCUAUUGCUAACAGGUAGAAUUUUUUAGAUUUGAAAGUCUGGCCAUUCUUUUUCUAGGUGCCAUGUUCAUAUAUCCAUAAAUAAUAUUUGGUGUACCUUGAAACACUGAUGAAUAUCAUCGAAAUUGUCUGGUACUGAGAGGGGUUCUCUCUUGAAAAAUAUCUGGGAUUAAAUGAGUUAAAAUGGAUAUAUUGCUCAAUGUGAGGUUACGACUCCUGAGCUCAUCAGUACGGCACCAAUAAUCUUUCUUGGAAGAGGAUAAAAAUUACGAUAGAGUACCGUUAAUUUCUGCCUACGUGUGAUGCUGCACCAUUUGUGUUCAAUCGGUUGCUCCACGGGUGAUAGCACCACAACGUAGAUGCUAUUUAUUAUGAAGGUUGAACUAAUAGACUGAAAGUCAAAGUCAUCUGGUUGUUUUAAAUGGACAGGGGGUAAUUCUCCUUCCUUAAUGUUUGGUUUGACACUAAACUUCAACUGGGAGAACCAUUAAACAGCUUCAAGCUGAUUUUUGAAACUGUGCCACUGUGUUUGUUGUAAAGUGAGUUGAAUUGAGUUCACUUCUAGCAUACAGCGCUCAUAUCUCAGGUUUGCACUCGCAAGUCAAAGCAAAAAUAAAAAAUAAAAAAACCCACAGCCAAACGAUGGCUUGUAUCUAAAAAAAAUAAUAAUAAUUGUAAGGUGACUCUUAUCUCAAGGCACCAAUGUAAACAAUCAACAUGUGGCAUUUAGCACAACCAUCUCUAAGUUCUGAGGGCUGGACUUUGGAGUUUGGAUAUUGGUCUUCCAGUGUGAAGUGUGAACUCCUUGUGCUUGUGUGGGUUUCGCUGGUUAUUCUGGCUUCCUCCCAUGUUUCAAAAACAUACCUGAGGUUCAUUGAACACUCACAAUUGUCCUUGGGUAUAAAUGUGUAAAUAAUUUCUCUAUAUUUUCCCUGGUGGCCAGUCCAUGGUGAACAUAACAUAACAUACCCAAAUUUCAGCUCAAUUGGCUUACUCCUGAUCCUUGUGAGGAUAAGCACAGUAGAAGGUGGAUGGUUGGAUUUUGUUUGAAUAUUGGAUCAUAGAUUUUUCCUAAUUUUCAUACAAGUUUAGAAGAACUCUGCAAAAAAAAGUUUCCCCACACCUUCUGAAAAGCAACAAGCACUGUUAGAUGAUGAACAUACUACUCUGUGGUAAGGAUGUCAUGUAAAUAAUUGAGUCAUUUUAUGGAUAUGGUCUUUUGGGGUUUGGAGUUACUAAUGGUGUAGUUGUACAUUCGCCUGACUUUGGUGCAGGCUGCCUGGGUUCAGUUCCCACUCAGCGUACCAUUCCAAUAUAAGUUGGAAUGGCUGUCCUGCGACCAGUUCAGGGUGUAGUCCACUCUUCACCUGACGUCAGAUAGGAUAGGCUCCAGCACCCUGCAACCCUAACCAGGAUAAGAGGUGUUUGGCGAUGGAUGGAUGGAUGAAUGGAUGGGGUUUGGGCUGUCAGACCUUCAGACCAUUUGUUUAUACAGAUAAGUCUUUUGAAAACAUACAGGUGCUUUUCUUUUGUCAAUUGCCUCCAUUCAUUGUAUUCUCAAUAAGUGUGUUAUAUUCAAUGAGAAUUUAACAUCUAAAUACGAUAGUGUUGGUUUAUUUUAAUUUGAGGGCAGAGGUUCUGUUCUUUUAAAGAUCUUUGACAACUUCAUAACUCCGCUACAGUAUUUACCUACUAUAGAUGUCCACAAGUCUAUUAUGAAGGCUAGACAUGCUAUCAUUAUGUCUGAAGCCCACUAUGUCUUUUUUUCAAACAAAGCAAACACAUGAAUACAAUAAACAAUUGUCAUGUUUUUUUGUUCAUUUGUGUAUAAAAGUGCCAUUUGAUGUGAAUUUUUGAUGCAUUCAUAUCACAUUGUGCAAAAAUAUUUGGAAGGAAAAAAAUCCUUUGACAAAAUUCAAUGUCAAUGGCUGUCAUUGAAUUACAUAGAUAUUGAAUGUUAAUCAGGGGGGCACGGUGGCGCAGCUGUGGAGCGUUGGCCUCAGUUCUGAGGACCAGGGUUCAAAUCCCGUUCCCGCCUGUGAGGAGUUUGCAUUUUCUCCCCAUGGCUGUGUGGAUUUUUUUUUCCUCCAGGCACUCCGAUUUCCUCACACAUCCCCAAAACGUGCAUUUGUUGCAGACUCUAAAUUGCCCCUAGGCGUGAUUGUCAGUGCGACUGCUGUCUGUGUCCAUGCGCCCUGCGAUUGGUGGCAACUUGUUCAGGGUCUACCCUGCCUCCUGCCCGUUGACAGCUGGGAUAGGCUCCAGCACUCCCCGCGACACUCGUGAGGAUAAGUGGCUCAGUAUUGAAAUUUGAUUUGUACUUUUUUAUUUUAUUUUUAUAAAACCAAUGUAAGGUACAAUGUAAAUACAAAGGACUUGAGUGACUACUUUUUCUUAACAUUUUGUUCGUAAAUUCGUCAAUUGAACUUUUAAAUGUACACGCACACACGUCAUGUUUGAAAGGCGGUGAGUCAAUCUUGAUUUAAGCCAAUCAUACCUUUUCCUUCCUCCGCGCUUCCUGUCCCUCCUGGCCAAUGGGAGCGUUCGCAGAGCAACACGCUGACCAACCAACUUCGUCGUCCCUCCAUCUUGCCAUUUUAAAAAAGUUGGGCCGUCGUUUCGUCCGACGAAGAAUUCGAGCCAAGUUAUAAAUUUGCCAAUUUCCUACGAAUAUGGAG